Molecule: messenger RNA, 2335 nt
Organism: Cylicocyclus nassatus
Lineage: Eukaryota; Metazoa; Nematoda; Chromadorea; Rhabditida; Strongylidae
Source: the annotation of a GenBank genome assembly
AGUUGGAUUAUACGAGUGUCACAGUCCAAUAAGCAUUUGUUUGUACACGACGGCGUUUGUGGGCUGAAUCAGAAGUGAUCGAGGGACGUAAUCGAUCCGUUUUGGAUAAAGGUUGGAAAUGGUGGCGAACUCUUCGCUUGUGGCGUUGACACCUAUAAAACAGAGCGCCAAUCACAAUGUUGUCGUCAUACACAGAGAGCAAGGACUCGAUGGUGAUAAACUGUUGCAUGCAGCAGGAGGACCUCACACUGGCCUGAUCAUCAACAGGCUUUCCAAAUAUGUUUCUGGAGAGUAUCGAAAUAAUGUGGAGCUAUCUUUUUCGGUAUGGCUGAGUGACGGCAUCAGUAGAAAGCAGGAGAAACGUAGCAUGAAAUUUUUCAUACGGGACGAUGUGGAGUUGGAAGUCGGGCAGUCGGUUGUGCAUAAUUUCUUCAAACAGCUCAUGUCCGGAUUCCCUAAAGAUUAUGUAUCCUUUAUGACUCGUGUACUGAAGCUGAUGCAACAUGAGUACGCUGAGAUCAUGCGCAUUGAUAUGGACUUUAAGCUUGUUAGCGAAGAUGAGCAAGUUGUCAUCCCAGAUGCCGCACAGUAUGAUUCUGGCUCAGAAGUGGAGGAGGUUACUGUAGGGCAUGUACAAGAAGUGCUUGAGCAUGCAUUCCCUAAUGGGCUUACUCUUCCUGUCAUGGCUGAUGCACUAAGAUGCACUGAAGAAGAAGUGUACAAGUAUCUGAAGGAAUUAGAAGCCUUAGGUGUUGCUCGCAUGGUCGAGGACGAAUGGUUGCGGGUAGACACUCGUAAUGUUGAUGCUGUAGCACGAGCUCCUCAAGGUCCUUCCGAUCAACCAACCGUUGCUAUUAUUUCCUGUCUUUUUAUUGAGAAGCAAGCUGUAGAUGCACUGAUUGACGACAGAACUACUGUGCACAAGUACAAAUCCGGCGGAGACUCGAAUGUAUACACUAUGGGUCGCAUCGGACAGCAUCGUGUUGUUGCGACAAAGCUUGCUUUGAUUGGAGAUACCCGUGAAGCUACGACUAGUGCGGGAUCCAUAACAACAAGACUGUUAGGAAACUUCCAACAUAUCGAACAUGUACUUGUUGUUGGCGUAGGUGGAGCUGUUCCCCACUUUACUGAUGCAAAGCGUCAUGCUCGAUUGGGCGAUGUCAUUGUGAGUGCAAGCCGACCAGACGCAUAUAUCUUCUCUCAUGACCUUAUAGUCGAUAGAAAAACUGAGGCGUUUUCUGGGUUCGCUGUAAGACGAUGGAAUCCUGUAGAUCACGUGAUUGAAAAGAUAGUCGCCAACGGAGGUGAUGAAUUGCUGUCCGAAUGGAAUGCAGCCACAGAGGAGGGAAUUCACCGGCUUCACCAAGCUGGCGGUGACAGCGAUUUUGCGAUGCCACCAGCUGACACAGACGUUUUGGCCUUACCUGUUGGCGGAGGCAACGUCGUUGUUGUACCGCAUCCGAACCAAGGCAGUCGCAAAGGCGCUGAAGUUCAUCUUGGGCCAGUAGGAGCAUUGGCGAACUUCAAGCGACACAUCGAAGAUGGCGAAGAGGAUUCUAUUGGGGCGCUGCGUGCGAAAUUUGCCGAGGAAUUCGAAGUGCGUGCUAUUGAUGCAGGCUUUGAUUCGGUGAUCGCUGCUAUCACUGGAUCCCGGAUCGACUCUUGGGCUAUGAUCAGAGGCAUUGCUGAUUAUCAGCAUGGUAUGAGCCGUGCCAGCAAACUUUGGCAGGCUCACGCUGCUGCCCGUGCCGCUGCUAUGGCCCGGGUACUUGUCGAAAGACUCCCUUCUCCUAAUUGACCGAAAAAUUUUUGCUUGUCUCAUGUCCCAAAUGCUCUUUUUAUGAAACGUGUCUCUGCGUGGACCUGAUGACCUUCAGUGAACCUUUUUCAUGACUUGCACUGCCUAUUUCCGUUGUGCUCUUCUAUAUACAUGGUAUCUCAUCGCAUUCCAUACGCUACUGUGUUUUCGCACCUCAUUAGUUUCUAGAGAAAGUCCGUGUGUGCUAAUCGGCUAUGAGGUGUGAAUAUAGGUUGUUUUUAGUUGAGGCAACUUACUCCGGUGAUCCUCGGUUGUUUCUCUUCUCGUCUUCGUUGUGUUUUCUUUUCUAACACAAUUCCUCAUUCAAUCAUCGACACUUACGAGUUUUCGAUGUUUCUGGCCCAACGCUGUGUAUGACUGCCUAUUUUUUUCCUAGAAAAUGGCAUUUUAUUUAUUGUCGAUGUCGCAUUCAAAUUACCUUUGAAUGUGCAACACUUUUUGCCGAUUAGGACUCCAUUGUGUUAAUCGUUUGAUAGUAGUAAAUAAUGCUUAAAUAAUAAAUUUCACGCUUAUCGG